GACACCUCUGCAUCUCGCUUGUGCAAACGGCCAUGGGGAUGUCGUUACAUAUCUAGUAGAAAACAAGUGUAAGCUAAAUCUUCUUGACAAUGAUAACAAAUCGCCACUGAUGAAGGCAGUACAGUGCCAGCAAAAAAAAUGUGUGGCUAUUCUUCUAGAGCAUGGUGCUGACCCAAAUCUGGCAGAUGCUGACGGCAACACUGCCCUUCACCUUGCUGUCAUAUCUCCCAAUACAUCUGUAGCAGAGCUGUUACUUGAGCAUAAUGCCAAUAUUGAUGCCCAGAAUAAGGAGGGAUAUAGCCCACUCAUUCUUGCUGUCUCUGAACACCAUGAAGAGAUGGUAGAAUUUCUCCUUAAAAAAGGAGCCGACGUGCAUGCUCGAGAUCAGUGUGAAAGAACCCCACUUAUGACUGCUGCUUCUGGUGGGGAUCUUAAUUUCAUAAAAGUUCUUCUUCAGUAUGGUGCUGAUGUUUCCCAUAAAGAUACUAAUGGACGGACAGCUGAGGAUUAUGCUGUUAUUCAUGGACAUUCUAGUCUUAGUAAACAACUGGCGGAAUACGCAGACUGCGAAAACACUGGAGAAGCUUCUGCAGGUGAUGCACAAGGCAUCACGGUACUUAGCACUCCUCACCGAGCAGGAGCUGCUGGCUUUAUGUUGGGUGCACCUGCUGUGGACAGAGGAGAUGAUGGUGAUGGUUCUAGAAUUGAAAAUCCUAAGUCACCAAAGAAAAGCCUCAAAGAAAGAACUCCAUCAGAUGCAAACCUGAACAAAGGAGAACAUGGAGAACUGUUGAAUCAAAAUGUCUCAGAUGCAAGCAACCUGGAGGAAGAAGAAUUGGAGGAGGAGGAGGAGGAAGAUGAAAGUGACAAUGGAGAUGAUGAUGAAGAUUAUGAGGAGGAGGAAGAGGAGGAGGAGGAGGAAGAUCUGGAAGAUGAAGAAACUCAGUGUCAUGACAUACUGGAGGAGGAGCAGGGGGAAAAAACAAAACCUAGAAGGGAAAUUAAUCAGAACUUGGAGUAUUUUGGUAACACUAAGUAUGAAGGGGAGGCUCGGUGUGGAACUGGAGAUGUCUGUGAUGAUUAUCAUAAGCUAAGUAAAGAACUUGAUGGAAAGGUGGAGGAAUCUGUUGAUACUCCUGUGUCUUUUAUUGCUGGGUGUUAUGAAAGGUUGCAGGAAAAUAUAACUGCCCUGUCUCCAAAGAUAAUGAAUAAUGAAGUAUCUUGCAAGUCAGUACCAAAACAAUCUGUCUUUCAAAAUCUAAAUAAUUUGCAAGAUACACAGGAAAGCUGGAACAAGAAAACCAUGAUUCAGGAGAAGUUUCACAGAAAUGCUGACUCCUGUUUUGCAGACUCUGAAAUGACAAACUGGAAAAAAGAGACACCUCCACCUCUUUCAGAUAGUUGUCUUAAGGAGAAAAAGUCAAGUUUCGGUGAUGGCUUUGAAAGUGGUAAUAAUUCUCGGUCAGCAGCAAAAAACCCAAGGCUUGAAAGUCAAAGACCAAACUCUGUCAUUCUUGAACAUGUGCAUGAUGAUGAUACUGAAGAAGAGCAAUAUGAAGAAGCAAAUGAUAAAGAAGAAUCACCUGAACAGGAAGAGGAGGAGCAGGAGAAGGAAGACACUGGUGAACAGCUACGAACUGCAGUUGUUGAGGGUGUGAAAAAUUCUGUUUGUAAUGAUAGCCAUCAGGUCAACAAUGCUUCAAAAAGUGCUG
Molecule: messenger RNA, 1712 nt
Organism: Phaethon lepturus (White-tailed tropicbird)
Lineage: Eukaryota; Metazoa; Chordata; Aves; Phaethontiformes; Phaethontidae
Gene: ANKRD36C
Product: ankyrin repeat domain 36C
Exons: 7
Molecular function (GO): protein binding
Source: RefSeq, a predicted model, not a curated record